UAAUGUUACACCACCUUUGGAAAUACACCUACAACACCAGCAAAGCCCUACCUCUUGAAUAAUUAACAAGAUGGGGAUUACACAAUACCACAGUUGUAAGAAAUGCCAGUACCCCUGAAUUGUAUGAAAUCGCUGCUAUGGAUCCACUUUCACCAGAUCCUGAUACCAGAUAAGGAUCAAUUUCAAGUACUGGAGCUAUGGUUGCAUAUUCAGGUAGAAGAACAGGGUAAUUAAGGAAUUGAUUAAUUUAUUUUAGUCGUUCACCAAAAGACAAGAGAAUAGUUUUAGAUGAACAAACUGAGUAAGAAAUUUGGUGGGGAGAUGUUAACAUCCCAAUUCCAAAGAAAUCUCAUAAUUUAUUGGAAUAGAUUGCCCUUUAGUUCUUAAACACAAGACCUAGAGUAAUAUUAUAGAAUAUAUGAAUAUAGUUAUUUGUGGUUGAUGGAUAUGCAGGAUGGGAUCUUCAUAGUCGACUUAAAAUUCGAGUGUUUUGUACUAGAGCCUAUCAUGCAUUGUUUAUGUAAAAUAUGCUAAUCAAACCAACAAAUGAAGAAUUAAAAAGAGAUUUUAGUGAUGAUGUUGAUUUUCAUAUUUUUAAUGCUGGUCCAAUGUCAGCACCAAAAUUAGUUGAAGGUGUUGGUUCAGAUACAUGUGUUUCUGUAAAUCUCACAGACAAAAAGAUGGUCAUUUUAGGAACUUAAUAUGCUGGAGAAAUGAAAAAGGGAGUAUUUGGAGUUACUCAUUAUAUGUUACCUAAAUAAGGAAUCCUUACACUUCAUAGUUCUGCUAAUGAAGGAGUUAAUGGAGAUGUAACAUUAUUGUUUGGAUUGAGUGGAACUGGUAAAACUACUUUAAGUGCAGAUCCAAAAAGAAAAUUGAUUGGAGAUGAUGAACAUGGAUGGUCUGAUUAAGGAAUAUUUAAUAUUGAAGGUGGAUGUUAUGCUAAAUGUGUUGAUUUGACUUAUGAAAAAGAACCUGAAAUUUAUAAUGCUGUUAAGUAUUCUUUAUUGUUAUUUAAAGGUUUGGUGCAGUUUUAGAAAAUGUGGAAUUUAUAAAUAAAGAAUCUAGAGUAGUUGAUUAUCAUAAUAUUUCAAUUACAGAAAAUACAAGAGUAAGUUAUCCUUUAGAUUUCAUUCCUGGAGCUAAAAAUCCUGCAGUUGGUAAUCAUCCUAAGAACAUUCUUUUCCUUACUUGUGAUGCUUAUGGUGUUUUACCACCUGUAUCAUUAUUGACUCCUGAAUAGGCUAUGUAUCAUUUUAUUUCAGGAUAUACAGCAAAAGUAUUAAAUUGAUUGUAAUUUUAUUAGGUUGCUGGUACUGAAAUGGGAGUAAAGGAACCAGUUGCAACUUUUUCAGCAUGUUUUGGUGAAGCAUUUUUACCAUUACAUCCAACACUUUAUGCAACAAUGUUGGCAGCUAAAAUGAAAGAACAUGGAACAAAAUGUUGGUUAAUUAAUACUGGAUGGUCAGGUGGUAAAUAUGGAAUAGGAAAAAGAAUGUCUCUAAAAAAUACAAGAUCAAUAAUUGAUGCCAUUCAUAGUGGAGAAUUAGCUAAUGGAGAAUUUGAUAAUUUUGAAGUUUUUAAUUUACAAAUUCCAAAGAGAGCUACUGGAGUUCCUGAUUAAAUGCUUCAUCCAAAAAAUACUUGGACGUAUAUAUAAAUAAUAAAUUUUUAAUAGAAACAAAACUGAAUUUGAUAAAACAUUAAGAAAUCUUGGUGAAAAGUUCAAAAAGAAUUUCUAAAAAUAUUAAAGCAAAGCUUCUGAAGAAGUUAUAAAUGCUGGUCCAAAAAUAUGA
Molecule: messenger RNA, 1796 nt
Organism: Paramecium pentaurelia
Lineage: Eukaryota; Ciliophora; Oligohymenophorea; Peniculida; Parameciidae
Source: the annotation of a GenBank genome assembly